AUGGUAAAGAGGAUAAUGUGGUGUGGAAGUUUUGAUAGUAAAGGUGUUUUUUCUACUAAAUCUGUUACGCAGGUCCUACAAUCGGAGACUCUGUCAGACGAGAUAACGAGCUACAGUUUCACAAGUUCAAUUUGGAGAGGAGUGGUGCCUCUGAGAAUUGAGCUUUUUGGAUGGUUUGUGAUUGUUGGUAGAGUUAAUACCAAAGAGAGGUUGAGUAGACUAGACGUUGUUAUUCACAAUGAUAAUAUAUGUGUCCUAUGUAAGAAGGAGAUAGAAUCUGUUCAACAUUUAUUUAUUCUAUGUGAACUAACAUGGAAGGUGUGGUGCAGUUGGUUAUGGUCUUUUGGUGAAGAUUGGGCUAUUCCUGGAACCAUCAGAGAACUGUUUGAGAGUUGGACUGGCAUGUACAAGCGAAAACAAGAGCAGAAGAAGUGGCUGACUGGGUUUUUUGCAGUGGUUUAG
Arachis duranensis is the source of this 462-nucleotide messenger RNA. RefSeq lists its product as uncharacterized. The coding region runs from base 1 to 462 and encodes 153 amino acids. The transcript has a single exon. The record is from RefSeq and is a predicted model, not a curated record. NCBI's taxonomy places the organism in Eukaryota, Viridiplantae, Streptophyta, Magnoliopsida, Fabales, Fabaceae.